Nymphaea colorata (pocket water lily) is the source of this 1891-nucleotide messenger RNA. RefSeq lists its product as uncharacterized. NCBI's taxonomy places the organism in Eukaryota, Viridiplantae, Streptophyta, Magnoliopsida, Nymphaeales, Nymphaeaceae. Gene Ontology annotation, cellular component: mitochondrion. The transcript is spliced from 7 exons. Gene Ontology annotation, biological process: mitochondrial proton-transporting ATP synthase complex assembly. The record is from RefSeq and is a predicted model, not a curated record. The coding region runs from base 631 to 1596 and encodes 321 amino acids.
CUCGCCUCAAUCAAACAAAAGUGAGACGCCGGAACAGAGUCGACUGAGUGCGUGUGCUGACGAGGGCGACCAAUUUCCGCGGACAAAAUUUUUGCCCGUCCUUUGGCUUCAUUUUCGUCUCCCGUGGUCUCACGGAGCAGCAGCCACUACACCCACCACAGCCGAGGCUGUUCAGCUCCACCACUACCUCUCUAGCAGGGGAAGGAACCGCCACCGAAUCUCCAGCAGGCCGGCCAUCGCAAGACGGAAGAGGUCACUGUUUCUCCAUCUCUCUUACCCUCUCUCUCGCGUCAAGUUGCAGCUUUGUUCCCCUCAUGGCUCACAUCUCUCUCUGUGUUUUUCUCUCUCGAUAGAGGGUCACCGACUAGAGUGAAGCAAGAGCAGCAGCAGAACAAAGGUGCUUUCGCCUUUCUUCUGCUCGAACAGCAUCUUAAUUAGAUAGCUGCUCAGCACCAAAAGGAGCGAGAAUCUGCUGGAAUCACGCUAGAACAGUCCCAAUUAGGAGGAGAAGACGAAGCUUUCAGGCCGACGGAGAGCCUCGAGUUCGGAUCGAAGUCCGCGUGAUCCCAUCAGAGACCACGCGUUUUGAGGUUGCCAAGAAAAGGAGCCUCCAAAGAGUUCGUCAUCAACAUGGCCUCUUCUUCCCUUUGCAAGUUGAUGGUCAGUCGAAUGGCUAAUCCACUCAGAAUCAUGUGUACUACUCGUGCUUUCUCCACCAUACCUGCCCAAGAGCCAGAAUUUGCUGUUGGGGAGGAACAGGAGAAGCAAAAUAAGGAAAAGGAGAAGGAUGACGACAAAAUAUAUGUCCAUUCUCCAGUGUUUGGAGAUUCUUCUGUUGCCAUGCCUAUGUCUUUCAUGACAGGCUCCAUCAUCGGAAAAAGGUUCUACACGGAGGUCACUACCAGAAUGGCAGAUGAUGGGAAUGGUUGGACUGUUAUGCUUGAUUACAGAACUCUCAAGACACCAUCCAAGAGGCCUCUCAAGCUCCCCACGUUAGCAUUAGCCAAGGCAGUUGCUGCUGAAUGGGAAUACCAGGAAACAGAUGGGAUCAGACCUUUCACUAUGCCUCUCAUGCGACUUGCAUGUACUGCACUGGAAAGGGUCCCAUUAACUCGACCCAAAGUGAUCGACAAUCUGAUGAAAAAGUUUCAUCAAGACUUAGUGUUUUGCCGUGCUCCAGAUGAUAAUGACCUAACCAGUGGCAUCUCUGAAAGACAAGUGGAAGUGAUUGAUCCUUUCUUUGAUUGGGUAGAAAAGGAGUUUGGUUUCAGGCCUCUUGUAUACACUAGCCUUUUUGGUGGAAAGCAGGAUGAUGGUCUUGUUGCUGCUGUUCAAGACCUUUUAAAGAAAACUAACAAUUGGGAAUUAGCUUCAAUUGAUGCUAUGGCUGCCGCUGCUCACUCUUUACUCAUCUCAUUGGGAAUCUUUCGAGGGCACCUUCAAAUUGAGGAAGCCAUAAAAUUAAUUAGACUUGAAGAAGAUAUGCAGGUUGAUAAAUGGGGACUUGUUGAAGGUGGUCAUGAUGUUGACAUUGCAGAUCUCCGGGUUCAGAUAUCCUCCGCAGCUGCGCUUUUAGGCCUUUCACAACUGCAAUAAAUUUAUUUUUCCCAUUCUUCACUUUAUUGGGGUUGUACGCAGUAUAAUAAAUGGAUAGAGAGAAAAAAGUAUUGUAGAUAACAGGGAAUGUGCAGUCCUGAUGCUAUAAUUUUAACCGCAAGAUUGACUCCUUGAAAUUUCUGACAGCACGACCAAACGCAUUAGGUUUCUAGGAAUUCCGAUUUUUUUUUUUGGCUUCUUGGAACUUGGGUAGUACUUUCAAGCUACCUGGCUUCAUGCAUUAGAUUUUCAAACAUUUCAAUAAUAUUUUUUGGCUUGUUGACAUUACUUUCAA